AUGGUUGGUGUCAUGACUGCUGGCAUGGUUGGUGUCAUGGCUGCCGGCAUGGUUGGUGUCAUGGCUGCCGGCAUGGUUGGUGUCAUGGCUGCUGGCAUAGUUGGUGUCAUGACUGCCGGCAUGGUUGGUGUCAUGACUGCCGGCAUGGUUGGUGUCAUGACUGCCGGCAUGGUUGGUGUCAUGACUGCCGGCAUGGUUGGUGUCAUGACUGCCGGCAUGGUUGGUGUCAUGACUGCCGGCAUGGUUGGUGUCAUGACUGCCGGCAUGGUUGGUGUCAUGACUGCCGGCAUGGUUGGUGUCAUGACUGCCGGCAUGGUUGGUGUCAUGACUGCCGGCAUGGUUGGUGUCAUGACUGCUGGCAUGGUUGGUGUCAUGGCUGCUGGCAUGGUUGGUGUCAUGACUGCUGGCAUGGUUGGUGUCGUGACUGCCGGCAUGGUUGGUGUCAUGACUGCCGGCAUGGUUGGUGUCAUGACUGCCGGCAUGGUUGGUGUCAUGACUGCUGGCAUGGUUGGUGUCAUGGCUGCUGGCAUGGUUGGUGUCAUGACUGCCGGCGUGGUUGGUGUCAUGGCUGCUGGCGUGGUUGGUGUCAUGACUGCUGGCGUGGUUGGUGUCAUGGCUGCUGGCAUGGUUGGUGUCAUGACUGCCGGCGUGGUUGGUGUCAUGGCUGCUGGCGUGGUUGGUGUCAUGACUGCCGGCAUGGUUGGUGUCAUGGCUGCUGGCAUGGUUGGUGUCAUGACUGCUGGCAUGGUUGGUGUCAUGACUGCCGGCGUGGUUGGUGUCAUGACUGCCGGCAUGGUUGGUGUCAUGACUGCCGGCGUGGUUGGUGUCAUGACUGCCGGCAUGGUUGGUGUCAUGACUACCGGCAUGGUUGGUGUCAUGGCCGCUGGCAUGGACUCACAGCAUGAACCUCCUCCCCAGGACUCACAGCAUGAACCUCCUCCCCAGGACUCACAGCAUGAACCUCCUCCCCAGGACUCACAGCAUGAACCUCCUCCCCAGGACUCACAGCAUGAACCUCCUCCCCAGGACUCACAGCAUGAACCUCCUCCCCAGGACUCACAGCAUGAACCCCCUCCCCAGGACUCACAGCAUGAACCUCCUCCCCAGGACCCAGUACGAGUUCUCCGCCAAAAUGAGCCCGCUCCCCCUUACUCGGAGUAG
Molecule: messenger RNA, 1161 nt
Organism: Procambarus clarkii (red swamp crayfish)
Lineage: Eukaryota; Metazoa; Arthropoda; Malacostraca; Decapoda; Cambaridae
Source: RefSeq, a predicted model, not a curated record